AGCCGACCCAGCCAGUGUUAGUUCGAGACCUGACCACCGUUGGGAGUAGUCGCGAGGUAUUGGGCGGGAAGACACGUUGGUGUGUUCAUUGUGAUCGUCCAGACGUAUAGCCGGUUCGUGUACUUUUCGUGUGAAAGAAAAGUGUGUGAAGUAGCUUCAGUGAACGUAUCCGAUUGUGACAGCUUGUUGACGCAGUAGAAAAGCGUGGUGAUCCUAAAAACCUUGAUGCUGUUGCCUUUGUAAAUUCAUUUACCCCUUCGUUGUGACAAGUGGGACAAGAAAUAGUGUCAAAUGUACCUUGUUUCAACUGUGGAGCAAUGAAUGACGAGGAUUCGAAAGGAAUCAGUGACUAAGAUGGAGGAACUUUGAAGUACUCGCCUCAAGGUUCAAUGACGGGCAAGGCCAACGCGAGGAGGCGGCAGGAGUGAGAUUUUGGAACGAUUCUUCCGAAUAAUGUGUCCGCCAUGUUGAAAGUGUUGCGCCGGGGCUCGACGCGCUACUUGGCGCUAAGUGCCGUCCUGCUGACAAUACUGCUGUGCCUCUACUACGCUAACUACAACACUACACCCACCGGCAACGCGACCGUUGUCACUUCCUCGGCAUCCGCGUCGGACGUGGCCAAACUGCCCGUCGAGCAGCGAAAAGACGAGGAUACGGCUGCAGUGCCGGGUGAUCAUGGCCCCCUCACCGCUGAGGAGCGUGUGCCUGAGGCAGACCUCCUGGAGCCCGAUCCUGACAGCCUCAUCACGCAGGACACUUGUCCGGUUCUUCCUUCCUCCAAGACCGACGUCGACACGGUGGAGCAGUUCAAAAAGUUCGAGUUCCAGCCCUACUGGAUGAAAAGUCGUGAAUACUGGGACUCCAACUUCGAGGAGCGUUACAAAGUGCGCAAGUCCAAAUGGCCCAAGCUCCCUCUCAAGGUAAUCCUUGUGCCACAUUCGCACAACGACCCGGGCUGGGUGAAGACAUAUGAGAGCUACUACCAUUAUCAGACGCGGAACAUCCUCAACAACAUGGUGGACAAGCUGCAGCGCUUCCGCAACAUGACUUUCAUCUGGACGGAGGUCUCUUUCUUCUCACAGUGGUGGGAGAGCGCGCACCCUACCAAACGGCGGGUGGUAAGAAAGCUGCUGGCUGAGGGGCGUCUGGAGAUCAUGACGGGUGGCUGGGUUAUGACGGACGAAGCUACCACGCACAUCUACGGCAUGCUGGACCAGCUCAUAGAAGGACACCAGUGGGUGAAGAACAACCUGGGACUCACGCCCAAGUCUGGCUGGUCUAUCGACCCUUUCGGACAUGGCUCCACCGUACCGUACUUGCUCAAGAUGUCAGGCAUUUCGGCCACAAUCAUACAGCGCAUCCACUACGCGUGGAAACAGUGGCUGGCCGAGCGACAGAUGGGUGACUUCCUGUGGAGACAGAACUGGGAUAGCGACGGACACACAGAUCUGCUGACGCACAACCAACCCUUCGACAUCUACUCAAUCAAGCACUCCUGCGGCCCGCACCCUCAGGUCUGCCUCAACUUCGACUUCCGGAAGAUACCAGGUGAGUACACAGAGUACAGUCUGCGUGCUGUGCCAAUAGACCAAUACAAUGUGAAACAAAAGGCAGAGUUACUGCUAGAACAAUAUGGUCGAACAGGCUCCCUCUUCCCACACAAUGUUGUCCUGAUGCCUCUUGGUGAUGACUUCCGCUUUGACCAUGAUAUUGAGUGGAACCAGCAAUAUGGCAAUUACAAGAUGCUCUUUGACUACAUAAAUCAAAACAAGGACAAAUAUCAUGCAGAAGUAUCAUUUGGCACGCCAUCAGAUUACUUUGCUGCUGUCAAGGAACGAACCCAGAGCUUCCAAACGUUAAAAGGAGACUUCUUUGUAUACAGCGAUAUCUUUGCUGAAGGUCGGCCAGCUUACUGGAGUGGUUACUUUACUACAAGACCAUAUUGGAAGAUUUUGGACCGAGAAUUGGAAGCUAGUCUGAGAUCAGCAGAGAUUCUAUACACAGUUGCUUUAAACAGAGCAAGACAACAUGGGUUUAACAAAACAAUUCAGCUUUUGGAGAGAGAUUACGAGAGGAUCACGAAGGCCAGGCAGUCACUGGCUUUGUUUCAGCACCAUGACGCUAUAACUGGAACUUCAAAAUCAUUUGUAAUGCACGACUAUGCUCUGAAGAUGUUCGAAGGUAUCCAGGAUACUGUGUUCAUUCAGCAGCGUUGUGCUCAAAUGUUACUCAUGAAAGAUGCAUCAUCGUCAGGUUUGUCAAGAGAAGCUAGUGGGAGCAAAGCGUUUUCAAACAAGCCAUCACAGCCAUUUAUGAACUUCAUUUUACCUGAUAUAGACAGAGAGUCAUAUGAGAAACUUCCGCAAAAAGUUCCUUUGGUUGUACCAAGAAACGAACCUCGGAGAAUAGUUCUGUUCAACUCUCUAGCACAACAGAGGCAGGAUGUUGUAAAGAUCAGGGUGACAACUCCACAUGUGAAGGUAAUGGACUCUGAAGGGAACAUCAUUCCUUAUCAGGUGAACCCAGUAUGGAACCUGACACAUAAUGCCAAAGUUCCGAGCGACAUAAACAAAGAGUCAGGUGAAGGUGUUGUUGAUAAAAUUGAGAACGUUCUGCAGAUGGCAAGGGACUUAUUCGAGGUAAUGUUUGUGGCAGAUCUCCCGCCAUUGUCGCUUGUUACUUACGUUGUUGAGCGAGUGGCAGAGAAGAACUUGCAGGCAAGAUCAGUGGUAUACUGUUCCUCUUGUGGCAGAAAUGUAGAUGAUGCAAGUUAUGUGCCGCCAUUUGAAGUAAAGGGGAUGCAGACGGGUGAUAUUCAGCUUGAGAAUCAUAGGAUGAAGCUUUUGUUUGAUGGCAGAUCAGGUUUUCUGAAAGCUGUCACUCGCAAAGCAACAGGUCACACAACGCAAUGCGGUCUCCAGUUUGCAGCAUAUCCUUCGGCACAGUUCCACAGUGGUGCAUAUCUCUUCAUGCCAGACCCGAACUCCAGAGAGGUCGAGAGGGACAUCCUCGGUUCCAUCGACGGUCCGAACCGUCAUGGUCUGCAGAUUGUCAUCACGUCUGGUCCAAUUGCAUCAGAGCUUUCAGUCAUCUACAGUCCGAUCCUGGCACACUCGGCCCGCAUAUAUCACGCAGCAGGACCUCUGAGUGAAGGAAUCUACAUAGAGAACCUCAUAGACUUCGAGGCACCACCCAAAAACCGCGAGACAGAGCUCUUCAUGAGAGUUGUCACUGAUAUCAGCAAUGGAGAUCCUCCGGAGUUCUACUCUGACCUCAAUGGCUUCCAGAUGCAGAAGAGAGUGAAAGUGGAACGCAUUGGUAUAGAAGGGAACUAUUUCCCUAUCACAUCGAUGGCUUACAUCCAGGACUCUUCACGACGCCUGUCUUUGCUGGUGAACCAUGCACAAGGAGCUGCAUCAUGGCAGCCUGGCUGGCUGGAGGUGAUGCUUGACCGCCGUACACUGUACGAUGAUUCGCGAGGCAUGGGUGAGGGCAUUGUGGACAACAAGCGCAUGAUCACCAAAUUCUGGCUCCUGCUGGAAGAAGUGAAGUCCCAGGACUCAGCAUCCUCUUCCGAAACGUUUUCUCGUCCCAGCCUGUUUGCCCACCACCUGUCAAACAGUCUGCUAUACCCUGCCAACCUAUUUGUGGUGGAGGGGAUGACAGAAGUCCCGUCCGCAGGACAUCAGCCUGCGGACCAUAACCGUCACAAUGAAAUACAGAGAGACUUUCUGCUCAGCAAGAAAGUUGUGUUGACUUCGCGCCCCUUUCCCUGUGAUGUUCAUCUUGUGAAUCUGAGAACCUUGUCAGAUGUUAGCUACACGCAGUUCCCAUCACAGUCGGCCCUCAUGGUGCUGCAGCGGCAAGGUUACGCUUGUGAUGUUGGUACAGGUAUCACAAUCCCUCAGUGCUCUUUUGAAGCGGUCACUGGUAACAAUGCAGACAGAAGUAAGAGUCCAACUUUCCACAAGCGAACGUUUUUCAGUGAUUUGAAUAUGGGAUCCAUUGUCCAAACCUCCCUCACUGGGUUACAUCAGAUACACAAAUUUCAAAGCCUAGAUGGCAUAGAAAUGAGUCCAAUGGAACUGCUAUCACUAAAUGUGACUUUUGUGCUGUGAUAAAAUUUGAUGCAGUGUUCAUAAGUGAGACGUAAUGGUUCGUGCAUACACUGUGGGUGGCUAAGGUGACAGUUAGGUUUACUGGUAUGACAGUUCUUGGUACCAGAUGCACAGUAUUCAUUCAGUUGUUUUUAAUUUAGUGUGGCAUCUUUGUUCUUCUGAAGGCCUUUGUUGAUAUUUAUGGUAGAUUAUUAUAUGUUGUCAGGGCACACUGAAGCAUGGUUGCUUGAUGAACUAUGCUAUAAAUUGGAAGGUCUCCGGUUCCAUUCCCACUAAGGGCAUUGGAUUUUUUAAUUGACCUAAACCUUCCAGUCGCUCUAUGGCCCUGGUGUCGACUCACCCUCUAACAGAAAUGAGUGACAGGAAUCUUCCCGAGGCUCAGGGGCUGCCGGCACAUAAGGCUGACAUCACCGCUGUCUGUGAGCCAAUUGUCUAGAAAAUGUGGGAGCCUCACUGUCUCACAAUCCUAUGGGCCUCCACGGCCUCUUACAGGGGUAGCUUUACCAUUUUUAUUAUAUUUUAACACAGAGUAUUAUAAAUUGAGCUCCAAAGUUCCCAAAUGUCUUCCUUGCGAGUUCUGUAUAGUUUUAUUAACGUAAUAUUUGGAUUUAUUGCUGACAGUUCUUUCAUUUGUAUUUACCUUAAGCAAAUUUUGUUUUGUACUGUGGCGUACCCACCUAUAUUAUGUUGUUGUCAUAAUUGUUUCCAAAUUUGUCCACAGUCGAAUGAAUUCUAAAAGACUUAAUACAUAAAUACCUGUUCGUAUGGUAUAUAUUAAUUAAUAUAUGGCUACUGAAAAACCAAAGACUCCAAGCAACUCCUAUGUAAAACUAGAGAAUCAAGUUUUAUGCUAUCUGAAGUAUAUGAGAAAUGUACAAAUGUACAGCAGGUUCAUUAGAACGUUGGUGUGUACAUAUGUGAAACUAAAUGUUGUUACUGUCAUAUUGAUUUCUUAGAAGAAUCUUGUUCAUAUCUCCUGCAGACAUAAUUUGCUUCAUUACAGAACAUAUCUCUGAGAAGUAUGAAGUAAUUAAUUAGAAUAUGUGUUGCAGAGGGUUUGCGGAACAUAACAGAUUCAUGUUUAGUAGAAAUUGAUAUUUUUACAAGAAAAAAUUGCUGCAUGAACUAACAGUAUAUUGGUGUGUCUCCUAUUUUUAUACCAUCUAAUUGGACGUAAGAGGUGUGCUCCACAUGAUUCACUCCGUGUGCUGGUGUUCAGAAAGAAUGUUACAUUCUUUAAGGUCAAAAGAUCACAGAGCAGAGGGAGAAAUUGAAGAUUCCAGAAGCAACUUCACUGUAUCAGAAGUUUAUUUUACAUGCAAACCAAACUGAAACAGACAUUUUAACAUUUAGUAACUCAUUUACUGGGUUUUAUUGUACACAGUUGUGCGUUUUUCCUGCAAAGUCAAUUGUAACAAAACAAUUUGUUGUACAUGAAGUUGGUAUACCGUCAGAAGAUGUUACUGUAUCAUAUUAACGUGUGUCCUUCUUUAUGAGGUUUUUAAAAAAAUAGCUUUAUUCAGAAGUGUCAAAUUCCAGAACAGCGUUUUCUGAUUUGCUGCAAUUCCAGUGAAUGACUGCACAAGAAUUACACAGAUGACUGAUAAAAAUAGGGUCUUAUUUUUCCCUGCUGUUUAACCAGUUGAUGAAAAGUAAAGAUUUCUUCUUGGUUUUCCAUUACACUGAAUUUCUGCAGUUUCCACCGAUGCAUUUAAUGUGGCAGCACUUCCACCCUUGAGUAAAACUACCCACUCUCGUUUCAUAUAUGUCUUUAGCACAGGGGUGUUGCAACACUUACCGGUAAGGCCCAUAGUAACUAUAUGCAGUAUGAAUUGUUUGAUACACAAGCAUCAGCGUCUAUUAUCGUUACAGGUCAUCUUUACUAUGCAAAUUACAUACAAAUACAAAUAAUGUUGCAAAUGAAUUAUAAGAACAAUACACAUUAACAUUAAAAGUCAGCCUGAUUAAAACAUGAUACAAAAAAUAAAUAUUUGCCUCCAGCAGCAGGCCAUUGUUGCACAUGACUUCAAACAGUGAUUUCAAAAUGCCCAGUCAUAACUAAAUUCAGCCAGCUGUCCAUGAAUCGUCGCUGUGUUCGAGAGUUCAGAUCAUCUUCUCAAGGCAGCAGACCAGACUGUCUCUCUUUGAGACCUCAGAUCAGAAUCAAAUCACCAAAUAGGUCAUCACAGGAGGGGCAAGAGGUUAAGGAAGCAAAGGUGGUAAGGUGGUAACGCCAUAACUCAAUCAAAAAUCUUAGGGCAUGGUGAUGAAUUGGGCCAAAUCAAGGAUAAUCCUAGUCUUCCCUAUUUUAUUAGAAGACUUAAGAAUUUGCUGUGGAUUAACUAUUUCAUUCUCAUGUGCCAGAAUGACAUUCCUGCUGCUGUUUUCCAGAAGAAUUUGGCCACAAAAAGAGAACCCUUCUUAUCCUUCCCAGUUGUAGCCAGAAAGAAUUGAGUAAUAUAUUACUCUAGGCUUGCAAUUUUAGCAUGUGUUGCUUUGAUUGAUUUUAGGUUAUAUGCAGUAUAGUUCUUUUCCAAUCUAAAAUUGCCGAGAGGUUCUUGAAAAUAUUAAAUGAUUGUUGGAAAGUAAUGCCAACAUAAAAUUAAAGGAGGUGCAAUAACAACCUGUAACCUUAUUAUGGUUGUAAAAUAUUUUUCAUAUAUUUCGGUUGAGUAAUUUAUUUGAAAACAAUUCAUGCAGCUAUAUAAUGUAAUAUUUCAUGGCCCUCAUUCACUUUCUACAAACAGAAAAAACGUCUUUGAAAUGCAAGUCCAAAUCAAAACAAGUGCGCUGAAUUUUCUGUAUAUAGCUCUUACCUGGCUAUUGAAUCUAUUGGUGAGAACUACAGAUAUUUAUUUGUAUGUGUUUUUGUGAGUUUGGACAUGAGAAUGCUGCACUUCUGUCAGGUGCAAGAGAACAGCACGUUAUGGCUUACGAACAGAGAAUUCUUCAGUGAGAACUGAUAAUGAGCCACCAUUCGUUUGGUUUAAUAUUUUAAAAUUCAGUAUCCUUAGCCCAGAGAUUUAAGAACAAUGUUUUAAUACAUAUAGUUUCAGUGUUCACUGAAUUUCUUACACGAAAGUGCAGCAAGAAAAUGUAGGGGUUGUACAUAAGUAUUAGUUAACAUAAAGAUUAUUACAUUUAAAAUUAAAAUAAAUAUUUCAAUGCCAAAAAGGGGCUGGAACAUAUUUGUGCUCUACCAAGAAGUGUGUGUGUGGUCAUUAUGUAUAAAUGAAUGAAAGGAAAGGUGUGCAAGUGACGUACUGUAAAAUUAAUUUAAAUCAAGAAAGGGACACAAAUGGACGACUGAUUAUGUAUCAGAUUUUGUGGCAUUAUAUAUAGCUGUUAUAUAAAUUA
Messenger RNA from Cryptotermes secundus, 7475 nucleotides. It is a transcript of the gene alpha-Man-IIb, whose product is annotated as alpha-mannosidase 2. Gene Ontology annotation, biological process: protein deglycosylation; mannose metabolic process; N-glycan processing. The transcript has 8 exons. Lineage: Eukaryota; Metazoa; Arthropoda; Insecta; Blattodea; Kalotermitidae. Gene Ontology annotation, molecular function: alpha-mannosidase activity; carbohydrate binding. The record is from RefSeq and is a predicted model, not a curated record. Gene Ontology annotation, cellular component: Golgi membrane. The coding region runs from base 465 to 4118 and encodes 1217 amino acids.